GUCUGCGCAUUUAAAGCUAUCGAUUAGACUCGCACCUCCUCUCAGUGCCGCGAAACCGCCAAAGUCCCUCUAAAGCCCGGUUGCCGGUAAGCGGUUUCAGGCAGCAGUUGUCCAGAAAAGACAAGGGCACUAGUCGAUUACAAGAAGAAAGACAGGAGAAUCUCUUUUUCCAGUUUCCAACAGUAAAAAGGGCACUCUGCACUUGUUUUCAUUUUCUUCUCUUCCCUUUCUGCCCUUCCCCAAAACCGGUUUUGCCCAUUUUUCCGACUGCCAUGAACAGGACAGGCGACAGGUUUCCGGGGAUACUCGACCCUGGAGCAGAGGAGUUCCGGCCUCAGAACCAGUUUGCCCUCCUCCAACCCCAAAUUUACUACCCCUACCCUUCCUCCUACCCGGUUUCCUUCUACGAGGGCGGGGGGGUCGGAUACCAGGAGCCACCUCCGGCGCACGUUAGACCAGCGCCGACAGCGGCGGCGACGCGGGCGCUGCUUCUGAGCUUGGUGCCAGCGCAUGUUACGGAGUCGAGGGUGAGGAUGGAAUUGGAAGUGUUUGGAGAGGUGAGGGCGGUGCAGAUGGAGAGGUUGGGAGAAGGGAUCGUGACCGUUCAUUUCUACGAUCUGAGGGAUGCGCAGACGGCGCUGGUGGAGAUACAGGAGCAGCAUAUGAGGCAGCAGAGCCGGUUGGGGCAACAUUACUGCUCGUUGGUGAUGGGGAAUUGGGGGUGUGAAGGUGCGAAUUCUGCGGUGCCCAUGCCGUUGCCGUUGCUCGGCAGUCGUGGACUUGUAGGAGGCCAGGCCGUGUGGGCCCAGUUCGCAGUACCGGCGAUGAUAGCUGAGGUUGCUGAUUGGCAGAAUCAAGGGACGCUGGUAGUUUUCAAUUUGGAUUCGGAGGUCUCCUCCAGCAACAUCAAAGAGAUUUUCGAGGCUUUUGGGCCUAUUAAAGAAUUGAGAGAGACGCCAUUGAAACGACAGCAUCGAUUCGUUGAGUUCUAUGAUGUUAGAGAUGCUGCUCGAGCUCUUUCAGAGAUGAACGGUAAGGAAAUUCAUGGAAAGCGCCUGGUGGUCGAAUUCAGCCGGCCUGGUGGCCAGGGAAAGAGGAUUGCUGCUGCCGCCGCCGCUGCCUCAACACCAUCAUCAUCCUCACCAUCAUCCAACAUCUAUUACAGGAGAAAUGCCAAUUACCCACCGGCGUCACUGCCCUUGCCACCAAGGCUACAUGGGCUUUCUUUGGAUGCAUUUCCCCGUCCACCUCAGACCCUCCAAGCAAUGAAGAGAUCCAUUUUCGGCAAAGGAAGAGCUUCCUCACCAUCGUCACUAGCCAGCAGCAGCAGCAGGACUGCAAUUGAAGGGGAGCAAGACCAUCCAUUGAGGAGGAAUGCAAGGAAGAACCCCACCAACUACCCGCCAUCACAACCAAAGCCGUCCGCUCGUCGAUCUUCCUCUUCGAAGAGCCAUCACCAGAAGAAGCAAGCAGAUGCCAAUUUCCUCUUCAGUGAAGAAACCAUCAGCAAAGACACCAGAACGACUGUCAUGAUCAAGAACAUACCUAACAAGUACAGUCAGAAGCUACUGUUGAACAUGCUGGACAACCACUGCAUUCACUGCAACGAGCAGAUUGCUGAGGGAGAGGAAGAAGACGAGCCUUUGUCUGCCUACGACUUCGUGUAUCUGCCCAUCGAUUUCACGAACAAGUGCAAUGUGGGGUAUGGGUUCGUGAAUUUAACGUCUCCCAAGGCAGCAUGGAGACUCUACAAAUCUUUCCACUUGCAGGCGUGGGAGGUCUUCAACUCCAGGAAGAUCUGCCAAGUCACCUACGCUCGGUUGCAGGGUUUGGAAGCGCUGAAAGAGCAUUUCAAGAACUCCAAGUUUGCAUGCGACACGGACGAGUAUUUGCCUGUUGUAUUCUAUCCACCUCGAGAUGGGAAGCAGCUGACGGAGCCGAUUGCUAUCGGUGGGCACGCUACUAAGGUGAAGAAGACCGCGAGUGGUCCUGGAAGGAGGAAGAAGGUUGAUGAGCAGAUGGACGGUGGGGAUUCGUCUACCACCACGACGUCGAAUCAGGUAGAGGUUGGUGAGGAUGACGACGACGCUGAUGAUGGUGAUGAAUCGGACGGUGAUGAAGAUGGGCUUCCCGAAGUGAUGUUGAGUAGCUGCUCGUUAAGCAAUGAAGCUCAGCAGCAGCCCAAGGCUUUGAGCUGUGCUCAGGUUAGCUAAGCUAGUCUCUCUCUCCUCUCUCCUCUCUCUCUCCCUGGGAUGGGAUUUUUCCUUUUCUUUAUUUUAUUUGUAUUCAAAUUUCAACAUGCAUUUGCAUUUACAUAUAUCGAGGAUUUGAUGAUGGGUUUUACACAUCGGGAAGAUAUAGGCAUCUCUCCUGUCCUUGUACUCUCUCUCUCUCAAAAGCAAUGUAUUGUGACAGACCCACCACCCCCAGUGGCCGUUCCAUGGCGGGCAACAAAUCACUUGUCCCUGUUGUAUUGGUACCAUUGCAUCCGGAUCACGUUAGCGGCCAACCUAGCUUUAUGCUAACAUGCGCUGUGUGCGGGUGCAUGCAUGGCAAGCCUGGCCUAGAAAGUGUAACCGGUUGCCUUGUGUGGUUUGUGCAAUUAUAUUGUAUGCUUAGGAUGAUAUUGAGAUUUGACACUUUUAAGAUAGAAUUAGGAACAGUUUCUGUGGCCUGAUGGACCACACAGAUCAGUGGGCCCUUGUUUUCUGAUUCAGAUACAGUAUGUUCUAGAAAAUAUAUUUAUUAAGUGAUAGUUUCCUCUGCGUUAA
Messenger RNA from Magnolia sinica, 2771 nucleotides. RefSeq names its product protein terminal ear1 homolog. The record is from RefSeq and is a predicted model, not a curated record. Lineage: Eukaryota; Viridiplantae; Streptophyta; Magnoliopsida; Magnoliales; Magnoliaceae. The coding region runs from base 273 to 2213 and encodes 646 amino acids. The transcript is spliced from 5 exons. Gene Ontology annotation, molecular function: RNA binding.